AGAUGGAAUAGCACACUUGGGAGUGGGUCCGUUGUCGUAGCUCAAGCAUUCUCAUAGUAAUCGCUAAUCUGUGCUAAAGAGUAUGAAGUCAUUCUCAGAUUGUUGCUACUAGGACUUCUGGUUACAGUUAAACUAGCACCUAUCCGUUCAGAUAUAUUACACGAUAAAACGUAUGGGGAAAAGAUAUUGUCAGGCAGCCAAUUUUCACUCUAUUCAAUGUGAUCCACAUGGUGCAGCCAAAAACUUGCUCAUCUGGAUAACAGGGUUGAGCAGAUAUGGUUAGGUUAGAUGUUUCGUUUAACUGUGGUGGUGAUGUAAUUUACUGCUUGACACUGCUGUACUUCUGAUUUAUUCCUUCUCAAGUUUCUUUAAGUGGCUCACAUUUGUUUGUUUUUGACUUUUUCCCCCCAUGUUGUGGCAUUGGAUGCAUGUGCGGGAUCUCAUAUGCUGAUUAACUUUAAUAGUGCUUGCUGGUCUUGCAUUUAUGUUUUCAUCUAGCAUUCUAUUGCAGAUCCUGGCUUGUGCUUUGUACAACAAUUGGUGGCCGAUGUUAUCAGCGUUAAUGUAUGUGCUGGUGCCUAUGCCCUGUUUGUUCUUUGGAGGUGGGUCCACUCAGUUCCUGACCAGCAAUGAGGGUGGAGCUUGGAUAAAUGCUGCUAAAUUCCUAACUGGUGCAUCCACUGUGGGGAGCAUAGCCAUUCCUGUGAUCCUCAGACACGCCCACUUGAUCGAGACUGGAGCAAUGUUCAUAGAGUUUACGUCCUUCUUCAUUUUGGUCGUCACCGUUCUGUGUUUCCACAGAGUUAGUCUCGACGAAGAUUGGUAAGACUAUGUAGCUUUUAUCUCCAAGGGAGAAGAACUGAUCGUAGGAUGAGAAAAGGAGACGACCUAGUCCAUGUGUUGUACUGUACAUAUACUCUCAUGUAACUUCGCUGCGCUCAUAUGAAGAAAGAUGGGGAAAAAAAAAUCUUAUACGUCUUACCCUGUAAUAAUUGGUUUGAGAAAUAUGAAGCUGUUCAUAGGCUGCAUACUGUUUCAUAAUUGGCCUGAGUUUGGAUUUCAUAAAUUUAGUUGAGGUUAGAGUCUGAUCUUGAUGUUCUGUUUCUGGUGCCAAACUUCUGACUGAAUGAGAAGGAAAGACCACAUUUCCCCCUUCUUUUCCUUUA
Asparagus officinalis (garden asparagus) is the source of this 1166-nucleotide messenger RNA. RefSeq names its product vacuolar protein sorting-associated protein 55 homolog. Gene Ontology annotation, biological process: late endosome to vacuole transport via multivesicular body sorting pathway. The transcript is spliced from 5 exons. The coding region runs from base 485 to 826 and encodes 113 amino acids. Lineage: Eukaryota; Viridiplantae; Streptophyta; Magnoliopsida; Asparagales; Asparagaceae. Gene Ontology annotation, cellular component: endosome. The record is from RefSeq and is a predicted model, not a curated record.